GUCUAUGGGACAGAUCGCAGCUCCUCUCCUCACGCAGAUCUCCUCUAGAAGCUCCUCGACGCUCACAGUGUCCUCCGCUCGGAUGGCGUUCGCAGUGCUCUUCAUCUGGGUUCUUCUUCUCUCGAGUCCCGCCGAAUCCAAGCGGAACCGAGGCGCGAUUCCUCACCCGGACAAGAACAACCCGAACGAGUCGGACCAGCAGCAGCAGCAGCAGGCGGCCCCGGGCUCCAGAGGCAGGAGCCGCGGCUCGGAGGAGGUUCUGGAGUCGAGCCAGGAGGCGCUGCAUGUCACCGAGCGCCGCUACCUGAAGCGCGACUGGUGCAAGACGCAGCCGCUCAAACAGACCAUCCACGAGGAGGGCUGCGUCAGCCGCACCAUCAUCAACCGCUUCUGCUACGGACAGUGCAACUCCUUCUACAUCCCCAGACACGUGCGCAGAGAGGAGGGUGCGUUCCAGUCCUGCUCGUUCUGCAAACCCAAGCGCUUCACCACCAUGACCUUCACCCUCAGCUGCCCCGACCAGCAGCCGCCGACGCGGAAGAAGCGCGUGCAGCGCGUCAAACAGUGCCGCUGCGUCUCCAUCGAGCUGGACUAGAACUGGACUGCUGGAAGAGACGCGUCUGUCAGCAUUACACACUACAGAAACACCAGCACCGUUUAGAUUUGUCUGCAAACCCAUUUUCUGGCAUCAGUGUCCACAUUUUGAGUAGUCGUGCAAAAUCUAAUCUUUAAAAGAUUUUUUGAAUGAUUAUUAAACAUGCAGUUUUAUGAGCUCGUUAAUUGAGAGAUGCAUGCAUUAUUUAUAGAACGAAGUUUAGCUGCAGGAUUAAUGAAAAAAUUUAAUUAUGGCCAAAAAUGGUCAGAAUGCACCUACAAAUUUCGAGUAGCAGUGCAUGUGAGUAGUUGACACGGAAA
This is a messenger RNA of Sinocyclocheilus rhinocerous, 915 nucleotides long. RefSeq names its product gremlin-1-like. Gene Ontology annotation, molecular function: BMP binding; receptor ligand activity. The transcript is spliced from 2 exons. The record is from RefSeq and is a predicted model, not a curated record. Lineage: Eukaryota; Metazoa; Chordata; Actinopteri; Cypriniformes; Cyprinidae. Gene Ontology annotation, biological process: animal organ morphogenesis. Bases 5 to 595 code for a protein of 196 amino acids.